Auanema sp. JU1783 is the source of this 636-nucleotide messenger RNA. The record is from the annotation of a GenBank genome assembly. NCBI's taxonomy places the organism in Eukaryota, Metazoa, Nematoda, Chromadorea, Rhabditida, Rhabditidae.
AUGCAGUUUUCUCUGUUCGUCUUCGUUCCAAUUCUUAUUUAUGCUGCUGAUAAUCCGUUACAAGAGGAUGGCUACUGCAUGGAUUACUUAAGUUGUAUGGAAAAGCUCGAGAUCAAGCAGAGGGAAUGCUUGGAACUAGAACAAACUUUAAAACAUCGUUCAACAGACUCAUGUUCUUCCCGUAAAUGGCAAUUGAAAACUCAAUUAAACGGCUUACACUUGAGAAGAACCGAAUUAGCACGUGAUUGUCUUCAAUCAAACUUAGUUGAUGCAGUCUUAUCGGAGACAACUCUAACAUCGGAGAUGCAAACAACAUGUUCCUCCCUUCAUAAGAAGUUUGCUUUUGCUCCUAAAGUAUCUUCGAACUCAACCGUAUUACGUCGUAAACGGUCUGUCAAGCCUUUGAAGCGGAAUAAACGGGAAAAUUCUAAAAAACCGACAAAGAUAGCUGAUUGUCGAGCUUCCACUCGAUCAUGGCACAAGCAUUGUUCAGCUUUAGCCCAUUGUUGUCCUUUGACGGAGGAUUGCCAAGUCUCAACAAAGGAAAUAAUGGAGCAGAUAUUCAUAGAUCGACGCAAGUUACGUGAGCUGAAAGAAGAAUGUGAUGAUGAAGAUAUGAAAAAGAAAAAAAAAUAA